Thermothielavioides terrestris NRRL 8126 is the source of this 2235-nucleotide messenger RNA. RefSeq lists its product as uncharacterized. The record is from RefSeq and is a predicted model, not a curated record. The transcript is spliced from 8 exons. Gene Ontology annotation, biological process: DNA repair. Bases 1 to 2235 code for a protein of 744 amino acids. NCBI's taxonomy places the organism in Eukaryota, Fungi, Ascomycota, Sordariomycetes, Sordariales, Chaetomiaceae.
AUGGCGGAAGCUUUGCAGACUCCCUCUCAUCAGGCCUCCGUCGCCGCGGGUGCUGAGGAAUCUCCGGACGGCCCGCACCCCGUUGCAGCCAUGAGGACUUCCAGCCGGCUGGCUGCCCAGCGUGCUCAGGCCGCAAUCAAGCGGACAUAUGAGAACCCGGAACCCACGGAAUCCGAGAGGACUAUCAAACGUUCUCGUCGUGCUGUUCUGUCCGCAGCCGAGAAUGAAGCAGCAACCGACACUGAGUCCGAAUCCUCGCAGUCCUCACAGGUGACGACUGACAGCGGCCAUGCCGAAGACAGCCAAGCAACUUCCACACUGACUAUUCUCGUGUCAAUGGAUGACGCUACUGAGAAUGGUGCAAAUGGAAGCCCGCAGAUCGCAGUUGCCAAAGACGCCGUCGUCCGCCCCCCGGCGGCUGGCAGGCCACUGGUCUGGGCAAAUGGACGCGGGAGCCUCUGUGAAGCCUUGCCAUAUUUCAAGGCUCACAAAGGCAGCCUUUACUCUUCCGGUCUGGUCGCUCAAGGCAUGUUGGUUGACCGAGAGGUUGACCGCCUGGACGUCUUCGGUUCACAGGUGGUCAUCUCCGGGAUUGGCGGUGGCCGUGUCAAGGACCCGCAGACGGGCACAAUGAUCCGCUCGAAAGACACGUCGGACACUGCGGUAUCCUUCAAGACGGCCAUGAAUGCAUUUCAAGCGAAAUCCCUUGUGGCCCUGAUUGCUGUCCUGGGCUACUUCCACAUUACCGAUAUGUGGAAGGAGAAAAUGAUCCCCGAAGGAGCCAAAUCGCCGGUCACAGUCUGGCGCAUGCGCUUUGAAAAGGCAGACCUGACCGAGCCCUCUUGGUGGAUGCCUGCCGUCGAAGAUGCGACGGUCUCCGACACAUCUGUGGACCUGAACGUGAAGGCACCAGUGAUCACUUGCGGCACCUGCGAGACUCCCAGCAAAGAAAUCUUCACUGCUGGUUGGGUGUGCCUUAACCACAAGUGCGAGAAAUUCUUUCAGCUCCGCAAUGGCCACGCCGUCGACAUCAAGUCCCUCGCAUACACUGAGAGCUUUCUCAAUGAGCGAACACCAUUUGCGGGUGAGGUGCCUUCCGUUGUGCCUCCGCUCCCCGACCAUACUGGCCUCCAUGGUACGGAGAUUUCCCUGCGGCGUGGCUUUGUGUGCCCCGACUGUGGCUGCUGCAACCGCCGGGUAUACUGGAACCGCUGGGUGUGCGAGAACAAGGACUGCCAAUAUGCUCGCGACGCUCCCAUGCUUCCCUACCCCGAUGCCCUUCUCGAGGAGGAAAACGCAAAGUUUGAAGACAUGGUGAUGGACAGGAGGGCCAGGAACGGGGUAAAUGAGAACCCCCUCAACAAAGAGUCCUUCGUCUUUGACCCAUUUGCCACUAUCUACCAACGGGGCUACCUCCGCUAUUCACAGACGCUCGACUUGGAUGGCUACCUGGUACUGGGAUCAUUCAGCAUCUUCUCCGCCAAGGAUGAGAUCAAGAGCGUGCCCCAUGGCCCGGACGAUCUCUUCAGGACGCUGGAACUCACCGAUAUUGGACUUCGCCGGAAUCCCGCUGCCGUCUUUGGCCACAAGCUUGAGGGAUACACCCGGCACUUCCAACAGAACUUCGGCGCGAGAUACAAGUUCGGUGUGACAGUCCAGUCGAGGGGCUUUUCUCAAGCUCCGGACGUGAUCCUCCGUGCCCUCCACCGCCUGAUCUGGGCAAAGACGGUUGCCGUUGCCGCAUCUAAUGCUUUCAUCAGGACGCUGGAUCGGGGUACCAGGGGCCAGGAUUCACUGGUGACCAACGCCCGCGAUUUCAACGAGCUGCUGGCCCUCGGAUACAUGGAGGAUGACAAGAUCAACUAUCACGAUGACGGCGAGGAGGAACUUGGGCCAGUCAUUGCUGCUUUGUCGCUGGGCUCCCCAUCCACCAUGCGGUUUCGGCCCAAGCGGGGAACGGGGUUCUUCCUUCCGACUCACAAACAGCUGGGGAAGGUCUGCUACAAGGAGGUCCUCGAGGUUCCCAUGAAGCAUGGCGACAUGAUGGUCAUGGUCGGGACCAACAUCCAGAAGGUUUACGAGCACACGGUCGACCCUCACGGGAAGCGUCGCUUCUCACUUACUGCCCGGUACAUCGACCCGGAGAAGAUGACCUCGCAGGCUGACCGGGAUGAUGCCAUCAUCAAGGGUGCAAUUCCCGCACACGCGCAAGCCUUCGUCUACGAUGGCAUGUGA